CGGCCACCGUUCAAUUGCCCGGGGUGGUUGGUUUAUCAGAAGGCGAUCGGCUUAUCAAACGGGCCAAUAAACGGAGCAGGAGCGGCCGAUCGAAGGGGGAACGGAAGCCGAGCGGCAGCUCGUCGGCAGACCGCUCCGGAGUCCGCUCCGAUGGCGUCUAUAGAUUGCCCUGCAAUGGCGACAAAAAUGCCACCAAUUUGACCAGCAACACGCCAUACCAAUUCGAUUUCCAUUUCAAAUCGUCGAGCGGCUCGAGCCACAAAUCCAAGUUAAUGCCGAAUGGGCUGGUCAACAAAACCCCCAGGCCAGACCAGACCUCUAUUGAUAGCUCCAGAGCCCGCGAUGGGCAUGUGAGACUGAUUAAAGUGGCAUUAUAAAUAGAUCUCGAGUAUGUGGUUGGGUCUUAAUCGAAAUUGGGUAACAUUGGGUCAGACAGUAUUUAUGGUAUUUACGAUAAAUAAACAAAUUCAACUGCCUUAGGCCUUAGGCUUCUAUUGUUUAAAAUUUUAGUCCAAUAAGGGGGGUUCUAUUAUGGAUCUAUGGUAACCCCCCGAGAAAAAAAUAUCUAGAAAGCUUUGCUUGUAACUUCGUUGAUGAAUCUUUGAAAAUUUGUCGCUCCUUUGGCAUCAAAUUCAACAAUAAACCAAAAUACUAAGGUUAAAGGUUAAUCCCUAGUUGGAAAAUCAUGAACCCCCAUCCAACCGACAACGAUAACUGUCUUCUGUGGGAACGAAAUUUCGACAAGUCCUAUGGCGAAGCUGAAGAGCUGAUUCAUAGCCUGAAGGACGAGGCUAAGAAGCAGGAGUGCGACUCCCCCUACUCAGUGGAUAGCGUUAUGAAAGAAGCUUCCAAGAUCAUAGACUCUCAAGUGGAUCGAAUGAGGAACGACUUGAAAGCCAAAGAGUCCCUUAUUCAAUCCAUGCGAGAGCAGAUUUUCAAGAGAUUUCCAGACCCAGCGCCGCAAUCAAGCCCCCAAAAGGUACCUCAGGAAACCGCCAACAAGCGCCUGAAGCAGAAGCUCCAGGAAGUACUGAAAAUUGAUGAAAAGCUGGAGGCCGAGGCAGAAAGAUCCAUUACCGAAAUCAAUAUCGAUUUGGAGAAACACCAGGCGGACCUCAAAAAGUUGCAUGAAAGCCAAGUCGAGGAGUACAUGGUGGUCCAGGAAGAAAUUAAGAACAGUUUCUUCAAGGACAUGGACAAGCUGAUGGAGAGAUUCGACGAGGAGAUGUCACGUUUUCGAAAGGACAAUGCCGAACUUUUGGCAGACCACCAAGCGAAGCACAACAAGGACUCUCAAGGAGCAGCUAGCACACAUCAGCCAUAAGAUUGUUUUAAAUUUUAUUUCUAAAAGUAAAGUAAAAAUUUGUGUUUUUAA
Messenger RNA from Drosophila ananassae, 1375 nucleotides. RefSeq lists its product as uncharacterized. The transcript has 3 exons. The record is from RefSeq and is a predicted model, not a curated record. The coding region runs from base 686 to 1324 and encodes 212 amino acids. NCBI's taxonomy places the organism in Eukaryota, Metazoa, Arthropoda, Insecta, Diptera, Drosophilidae.